Messenger RNA from Lolium perenne, 500 nucleotides. NCBI's taxonomy places the organism in Eukaryota, Viridiplantae, Streptophyta, Magnoliopsida, Poales, Poaceae. The record is from RefSeq and is a predicted model, not a curated record.
GUUAGCCGCGCCGAGCACGUGGAUGGAGCCACCGUGGUGUUCUUGUUCUCUACGCUGAAGGUCAGGAGCGGAGGCUGCUCCUGGAUGACACCACGGACCUCGCCGUUGCCGUCCUCUUCUACACCGAUGGUCACCGCUCGCCUCUACUUCCUCUUCAUCGACUCCGCCGUCGCCGUGUCGUUCCGUCUUGGACUUACACCAGCAUUUGCUUCUUCCCGGAUAGGAUCACGAAGUGGUGUUGCGAGACAUGAUGAGUUGUUCGACAAGUUCUUCUGCAACUUUUCACAGGUACAAGAUGACGAUGUUAGCAAGGUUACCCUUCCGGCUUGGCCUGGGCAGGGUUAUGGACGCCACUGGUUAUCUUCAGGACUCUUAGUCCAAUUUGUAUCUUGUCCGUACUCGGACGUAUUUGAUCUUAUGUAUGAUUUGGAUCUUUGUAUUGUAUAUUUGUAUCUUGACUCGUUGGAGUCGUUGUUGUAAUAUAUGUAUCUUGUGGGCUC